AUGAUUAAAUAUGGAGAUGGUUGUAUUGGAGAACAUAGCGAUUAUGAGACUGGAUUGGUUAAGAAUGGAGCAAUUGCACUUUGGACAAACCCACAACAACCUCAACCUCAACCACAAAUAUUAUACUCACAACAAAUACAACAACAGCCACCUAUACAACAAUAUGAACAACAGCAAACAAAUUGGCCUAACACCCAGCAAAUGCAACAUCAGCAACAACAACAACAGCAACCAUUUUUAACACAAUCCCUACCACAACCACUACUUACACAACAGCCACCACCAAUUACUUUUCAAUACCAUCAACCCAAUUCUCUUCAACAACAAUCCCAUCCUCAACAACAAUUACAACAACAAGUUUUAUAUCAGCAAAUUCCAGCAGCAAUUCCUUCAAACACUCAAUCCUCAAUAGAUGAAGAAUCAGCUUUAGAGACUAUGGAUCUAAACGCUACUGCAAUGCGUGUUGAUAAACAUGAACGUGGUGAACGUUUACUAACAAUUAAUGUUGAACUUGAGAAAGAUUGCUCACAAACCAUUUAUGUUCAUGUUAAUGAUGACCCUGCUGAUUUAGCAAGGGAUUUUUGUGAUUUAUGGAAGAUCACAAAUCCUGAAGUUGUGCCUGCAUUAGAAGAUUUAAUUAAAGAAGAAAGAAGUAAAAUUCUUAUUGUCAAAUAG
Messenger RNA from Entrophospora sp. SA101, 675 nucleotides. The record is from the annotation of a GenBank genome assembly. NCBI's taxonomy places the organism in Eukaryota, Fungi, Glomeromycota, Glomeromycetes, Entrophosporales, Entrophosporaceae.